Molecule: messenger RNA, 1061 nt
Organism: Monopterus albus (swamp eel)
Lineage: Eukaryota; Metazoa; Chordata; Actinopteri; Synbranchiformes; Synbranchidae
Gene: m17
Product: IL-6 subfamily cytokine M17
Exons: 3
Coding region: 8-721 (237 amino acids)
Biological process (GO): negative regulation of neuron apoptotic process; ciliary neurotrophic factor-mediated signaling pathway; immune response
Cellular component (GO): extracellular region
Molecular function (GO): ciliary neurotrophic factor receptor binding; cytokine activity
Source: RefSeq, a predicted model, not a curated record
UGUGAUUAUGACGAGUCCACACAAUUUGCCUGUGACUACUGAGCGGAGAAUGAAUGGUCAUGUAAAGACUAUGCAUUUUCAACAGUUUAUGGGACCAGCAACAACAUUACUCUCUCUCCUGCUGGUUAUGGCUGUUGAUUCAACAAAAACUGUGGCAGCAAGCAGAAACCAGCAGUGUGGGAAUUUUCUGCAACCGACCUUGAAGCUCACCAGACUCAUACAGAAGGAAUCUGUUGACCUAAUCAAAACAUAUAAAGCCUCUCAAGGAGAAAUGUCAGAGCUCCUCUGCAAGGUGUCAGUUAACAACAUCCCCGAUCCCAGCAUCUCUGGCCUGGACCCUCCCGAGAGGAUAGUGAGCAUCUACACACAUCUCCAAGCAUUCUUCCCACAUUUCAAACGAGUGUAUGAGCAGCAGACAGACUUACAGCCACCAGCGAGCCCGCUGCUGACCGAGCUCACUGGUGUCAGCGCUCGCAGCAGGAGCCUGGCUGUUCUCAUAAACAAUUUCUAUCAGAGCGUUUUCCCAAACCUGCCUGUACCAGAGCCAGCAGGGGGGCCGACAACACUACCUCCACCUCAGAACAUCUUCCAGCAGAAGGUCUACGGCUGUGCGGUCCUGCAGACCUAUAAGGAGUUCCUUUCAAAUGUUUCCAAAGAACUGAGGACUCUCAAAAGUAAAGUGUGCAGGAGGAGGGUCCACCUCAACUUACUCUUCUUCUGAGAACAACCUAAGGCUGGAUUUAGACAAUUUCCAACACUUAUAUUAAUAAUUUGGGUUGAUUAAAACUUAAAAAGAUAAGUGAGUAUGAAGGUGGCUGGUACAUCAGUAUAAUAGAGUGUAUUUAUGGUAUUUAAUAUUUAUUUUCUUGUGUGUUUUGGACAAAAGGAGUGCUGUUAAAUGAUGAUGAGUAUAAAGUUGAUCUCUAUGCCAGUUAUUUAAUAUAUCUAAUAUGUUAUGGAAGGCUCCAUGUUGAUGUAAAUGUCUUUACUGUAUACAGAAGUAAUAAAAGAUACUUUGUAGCUCUAUUUCAUAUUGAUCUUUGAUUUAUUUCUGUACAGAU